UCACAAAUUUUAAUCAGCUGCCAAAGCUGCGCCAGCAAACAUCAACGAACUUAAGACCCGGCCUAAAGAAAGCCGAGAAUAAUUAAACUUAGUUAAGAACUAGAACUGUGUGAAGUGUUUAGAGUGAAAUGGCGACCAAAUUGACCUGUGUGUGCAUUGUACUCCUGCAAUUUAUGAACUUGGCACUUGCUGAUGUCUCUCACUUGGAUUACUCUAUUACACCCAGCUCCCAGCUGGCCUAUUACCAUUAUCCCGCUCCCAACAGGCCAGCUGUUCAGCGAUCCCAGAGAACCCAGUACCAACAGGUCCAGCAGUAUCCUCAUGUGGCUCGUCAGUUCGCCGAGCCGGCUUUGGAGCAGGCUGCCUUUACCCAGGCCUUGACCAGUCAAGGUUAUGUAUUUGGAGCACCCUCGGCGCCUCUUCAGGUGGCUCCCUCGGCACCAAAACCCCAGCAGGUGGCAAGGCCUGCCGCUGCUUCGGGAUCUGCCACAGGUCGCUCUAUAGCCUCGGCGGCAGUGGAUGCCAACUCUCUGAAUCUCAAGCUGCCAGUGCCAUUUGGAAUUGCUCCUCUGAAUGUGGCGCAACUACCGCUGCAAGCUGGAGCCCCCUAUGCCAGUGUGCCACGGACUACAGGCCUCACUUCCUAUGGAACACCCCAGAUCCAGAGGCGCUAAUCUACUAAUCCCAACACCUAAAUAGAAUAAUAAUAAAUUUAACAGAGCCAGAGCCAUCCCGACUGAUCAUCAAACUGCGAUGACUUCUGCUCUUAGUGAAUACACAUUGAUAAUAAACUUGCCAUCUAAGCUUA
Drosophila eugracilis is the source of this 808-nucleotide messenger RNA. RefSeq lists its product as uncharacterized. Bases 129 to 674 code for a protein of 181 amino acids. The record is from RefSeq and is a predicted model, not a curated record. Lineage: Eukaryota; Metazoa; Arthropoda; Insecta; Diptera; Drosophilidae. The transcript is spliced from 2 exons.